Xenopus tropicalis (tropical clawed frog) is the source of this 1894-nucleotide messenger RNA. RefSeq names its product zinc finger, C2HC-type containing 1A (gene zc2hc1a). Lineage: Eukaryota; Metazoa; Chordata; Amphibia; Anura; Pipidae. The record is from RefSeq and is marked provisional.
GAGGGGUGUGUUUCCUGGUUGCCUUGACAGCGGGCGGUAGGGCAGAGAGACACAUACAGGGGAGGAAUAAAGGAAGCAGACAUGGAGGAAAUAGAAGAAGAACUUAAACCAUGCAAAAUUUGUGGUAGGACCUUUUUUACGUCGACACUGAAAAAACACAUUCCGAUUUGCCAAAAAUCAGCUGUGAAAAAGAGAAAAGCCUUUGAUUCAAGCAGGCAAAGAGCAGAGGGAACAGAUAUCAGUACAGUAAAACCAGUAAAGGCACGGCCAGAACCUCCCAAAAAGCAGUCCACCUGGAGGAGGAAACAUGAAGAAUUUAUUGCCACUAUAAGAGCUGCUAAAGGAAUUUCUCAGAUUAUAAAAGAAGGUGGUGAGCUUCCACCUCCACCCCCACCUUCAUAUGACCCUGAUUAUGUUCAGUGUCCCUAUUGUCAGAGGAGAUUUAAUCAGAAUGCUGCUGAUCGACACAUAAACUUCUGCAAGGAGCAAGCUGCACGCAUGGGAAAUAAAAUGAAAGGAGGCCCAGAUCCCAAAGGAAAACCAGCACCACGUCCCCAGCAUAAGCCACUGAGUCUUAAGAAGACUAACUCACCCGCGGCUGUAUCAUCCCCGGCUUCACGACUGCCACAGCCACCAAAUUUUGGAAAAACCACCUCAGGUAUCCCAUCAGGAAAAUCAGUAGCAAACAGUGGAGCUCCGGGAAAUAAAUAUCAAACUCAGUCUCCGGCACAUAAAAAUUCUACAACUGUUACAAGUCCUCAGGCUGGUAAAUUGGACACAAUAGGCCCACCUCUUCGGACUGGAAGAGAUAUACUGAGAAUGCAUGAAAGUGACAAUAAAACUGACAGUUACAUUCCAAGAGUUAAUGAUUUGCAGCCUAUUCACAAGGGAGCACUGAAAUCUAGAACACCUCCAAGUCUGGUUAGAAAUCCAUCAUCAGGCACUUCAUUCAACAAAAGGAAAACUUACAAUGAAAACAAUGCAAGGCCUGAAGCCAAAAUGGCAUAUGAUGCCACUGACUACUCAAAGCCUGUAAACGAUGGCCGCAUCAGAGCAGCCGACAACAAUACGUCGGGCCAGCUGACAAAGUUCUGUCACGAAUGUGGCACCAAGUACCCAGUAGAGUGGGCAAAGUUCUGCUGUGAGUGUGGAAUAAGAAGAAUGGUUCUCUGAGAAUGUUCCAGUAACUCUGCACAUUAAUAUCUGUACAUUAUCACUACAUAAAUCUCUUAUGUGAGAAAGUUCUAGCAGUUCUCUCAGCUCCGUGGUGCACAUCAAGCCUCAGCCUGCAGGGAAGGCCAGCCUACCAGUUCACUUGUGGGUUGUAGUCUGCCGGGCGAGUCGGCCAGUAACCAGCUUCUUAGGGCAGUAUCCACUUGUGUUCAGCAUAAGCCAGAUAAAUAGGGCUUGUGUUGCAAAUGUCUUCUGACAUGAAAAAAAAAUACUUUAUGUUAGUAUUGGUAGAUGCUAUAUACAUACAUACAGUGGGUCCCAUCCAAUGUGCCAGUAUGGUUUCAAAAGGCACACAAUGCCAAGUCACAUUCUAAAAUGAAUCUUUACUCGGCUCCCCAUUACUUGCCUUGUUUAACCAGCGACACAGCUUCUCCCAGCAUUCCUAGACCCAUCAGCUUGGGAAGCAAAACUCUCAUAAGCUGGGCCACUUUUUAACAUUUGGCCUCCAUCCUAUUGGGCCUGUUAAAGCCUGUAAUGUGUCAUUUUUGCAUUACAAAUCGAUAAGAAGCACUGUGCAAAUCAUUUUGUGCCUUCAACCUACUUGCUCCCUGCACCUCAGUUAAGGAGGCGUUUAUAAUAUUGUAUUUUUUGCUGGUGCUGAUAAUAUACUGAUUGCACUGAAAAGUCAUGGGGAAAUCAAAUAAAAGUGCUUUUGGUUUCA